Molecule: messenger RNA, 1183 nt
Organism: Peromyscus eremicus (cactus mouse)
Lineage: Eukaryota; Metazoa; Chordata; Mammalia; Rodentia; Cricetidae
Gene: Myadm
Product: myeloid associated differentiation marker
Biological process (GO): negative regulation of heterotypic cell-cell adhesion
Cellular component (GO): cell-cell junction; plasma membrane
Source: RefSeq, a predicted model, not a curated record
GCCCCGCCCCCGCGCGCUCCCCAGCCGGCCAACUCCACCCAGCCCUAAGACCCUUCUUCUGGUCUGCAGCUGUCUUUCUUGUUUCUGCUGCAGACGCCACUGGCUGUAGAGGGCUUCUGAUCCACCUUUUCCAGGUACGCAACCUUCUUCGUCUUUGCAGCGGGAUCUUUCUCCUUCCGGUCGUCAGUUAAGACAGCAGCCAUGCCGGUAUCAGUGACCCGCACAACCAUCACGACUACAACAACGUCCUCCUCCUCCACCAUUGUGGGGUCCCCUCGGGCACUGACCCAGCCCCUGGGCCUCCUCCGCCUCCUGCAGCUAAUAUCCACUUGCGUGGCUUUCUCGCUAGUGGCCAGUGUGGCUGCUUGGACGGGGCCCAUGGGUAACUGGGCCAUGUUCACCUGGUGUUUCUGCUUUGCUGUGACGCUCAUCAUCCUGAUUGUGGAAUUGGGCGGACUCCAGGCCCGCUUCCCCCUGUCAUGGCGAAACUUCCCUAUCACCUACGCCUGCUACGCGGCUCUCUUCUGCCUGUCGUCUUCCAUCAUCUACCCCACCACCUAUGUGCAGUUCAUGGCUCACGGACGGACCCGGGACCACGCCAUCGCGGCCACCACCUUCUCCUGUGUCGCCUGUUUGGCCUACGCCACCGAAGUGGCCUGGACUCGUGCACGGCCGGGUGAGAUCACUGGCUACAUGGCUACCGUGCCGGGGCUGCUCAAGGUUUUCGAGACCUUCGUAGCCUGUAUCAUCUUUGCCUUCAUCAGCGAACCAUCCCUGUACCAGCAAAAGCCGGCCCUGGAGUGGUGUGUGGCAGUCUACGCCAUCUGCUUCAUACUGGCUGCCGUGACCAUCCUGCUCAACCUGGGGGACUGUACCAACAUGUUGCCCAUCCCCUUCCCCACCUUCCUGUCAGGCCUGGCCUUACUGUCUGUCCUCUUGUAUGCCACCGCCAUUGUCCUCUGGCCCCUCUACCAGUUUGAUCAGAGGUACAAUGGCUACCCCCGGCGGGCAUCAGAUUCAAGCUGCGCGUAUACACACCCCCACUCCGUGUGUUACUGGGACCGCCGACUGGCGGUGGCCAUCCUGACAGGUGUCAACCUGCUGACCUAUGUGUCUGAUCUGGUGUACUCCGCCCGUCUGGUGUUUGUCAAGGUCUAAGGUUAGCAAGGGGCUCCCCUCCCCG